AUGACUUCAACGGACGAUGAAGUCUAUGCAACUCUCCUUUUAAACGACUCUUAUCUCCCAGGUGCUGUAACAGGAGCUCUGGUCCUGGCACAUUCCCUACGAGAUGGUGGCACUUCCAAGAAGCUGGCAGUGCUUGUCACUAAAGAAUCAGUCUCUACGAAAUCAUUGAUAGAACUGCAGAAAAUAUACGACUAUAUCAUACCUGUUGAUCGCAUUGUCAAUAAAUCUCCCGAAAACCUUCAUCUCAUGAAUCGACCUGACCUUCACUCGACCUUCACAAAGCUCGUGCUAUGGAAGCAGUUAAACUUCCGAAAGAUUGUUUAUGUAGAUUCUGAUAUGAUCGCUCUUCGAGCACCCGAUGAGCUAUUUGAUCUACCCUACGAAUUUUCUGCUGCUCCAGAUAUUGGAUGGCCGGAUAUCUUUAAUUCUGGCCUGAUGGUACUUAGCCCAAAUCUGAGCGAUUACUAUUCCCUGCUCGCUAUGGCUGAGCGGGGAAUAUCCUUUGACGGCGCAGAUCAAGGGCUUCUAAACAUGCAUUUCCGGAAUAAUUAUAACCGUCUGAGCUUCACAUAUAACGUCACUCCGUCAGCUCAUUAUCAGUAUUUCCCGGCAUAUCGUCACUUUCGUUCGGGCAUAAGUAUGAUUCACUUUAUCGGCCAAAAUAAGCCUUGGUAUCAAGAGAGACACAGGAGAAAGGAUUCUUCCCCAUACAAUGAGAUGGUAGAAAAAUGGUGGGCAAUAUAUGAUCGACACUACAAAAUUUCGGCAGAUAGCUCUAAAGACUCUCAAGAUACUGCUGAUGAAUACCCAUCGUGUCAAAGCCAAGCACAAGGCAAUAUACCAAGUGAUGGUCCCAUAUUACAAUGUCACUCACAUCAUCAAGAUAGAUCAGAAGGCGAAAAACUAACUAUACUUGAAUAUCAUGGCGAUGAAAUAUAUCAGGAUCAUUCUUGUCAUGUGACCAAAAUAAAGGGCCAGGACCUUGAAGAACCCGAUACAAAGCCUCAUUUUGAUUGCAGUCAUGAAAUCAUGGACAGUGAGGAUCACUUCCAAGAAAACUUGAAGCAAGGUAAAGGUCAGCGCGAAGAGGUUGUAAAAGAGAUACAGUCUGAAACUCCAACCGUUUCGAAGGAAGAAACUAACGGUUUUCAAACGUCAUCUCCCGAAGAACCAACAGUUCAUGAUGAUCAGUACCUGAUCUGGGAUGCUAGCAAAGAACCACCGCCGAUCGAUUCUAGACCCGAAGCUUCAAAUUUGCCCGUUACACAAUAUAACAUGUCUUCCGACCCAACGCCUUUCAAGCCUCCUGACCGAUAUCCUGACCCGCCCAAGAAUAUGUGGUAUGAGGUUCCAUCAACCCCCAAAUAUCAAAAACCUGUUCCUAUAUUUCCAUGGGAAAUAAAUGCCCAGAAGCCUUCAAGAGUAUUUCCUGAAGAUGUUGACGAAAAUUACUUUUUUGAAUCUAAUCAUGAUGAAAAUUUCGACGCAAUAGAAGAAAAUACUGUUAAAAAUGAAAUUCCCCAUAAUUCUGCCGCAACUAUUUCUUCUACUGAUCAAUGGCAAUCGUACACACACAGGAAUGCUUGGGACGAUAUCCCUGAAAUUGAGCGUUAUAUAGGAAAUCUGCAGCAAUCCCGCUUCGGAAUGGAUAGUUCGGGUAAGAGAGAUCAUGGUGCUAAAUUCCCAGAUUAUUUCGGAAUAUUCGAGCGAAAACAUUUACCAGUAACACCAAUGCCAAUUCGAAAGCCCAAUUUCUGGGGAAACGAAAGCUACCCAGAUCAACUGCCCGAUGCUGAAGGUGUUCCAUCUCAAGAAGAAUGGGACCCAACAAGGCAGCUAGAAAACCUUGCUCACACAAAGGCAAAUUUAUUGGCUCAAACGUUGGAAGGACAUAAUUCAAACCCCCGAGAGAUCCCUUUGCGUGCGUUGCCGUUCGGAUCAGAAGGGUUAUGCCUCUCAGGAAAUAGAUCUUAUCGGAAGGCAGAGGCGGCGCCUAAGCUAGGUCCUCAUAUUUCCAGAACUACUUUCGGCAUCAAUUAA
Molecule: messenger RNA, 2040 nt
Organism: Blumeria graminis f. sp. triticale
Lineage: Eukaryota; Fungi; Ascomycota; Leotiomycetes; Helotiales; Erysiphaceae
Source: the annotation of a GenBank genome assembly